AUGCUUGUAGUAGCCUCCAUAGUUAAUUAACGUACACAUUUUUUGCUUCACCUAGCAUUAAAAAAAUAGUCUCGACAACCGUCCCAACCCAUCUAACUGUACCCGGCACCUGCUUGAUGUCCUCAACCUCAAAGACACAAGUCAGUACAGCGUAUAAACUCGUCCAAGUUCGAGGUAAGAAUGUUGCGACUAACGAUUCUGAUGCUGUGUUGUGCGGAUUUGGCCUGGCCCAACGCAAUACACAAUUGUGAAUGCUGGGACGGAUAUAAGGUCGAAUAUAACAAAAGUGGUUCCCAGUGUGUGGGAGUCAAUUUAUUUCACAUAAUGCCCUGCAAUAUGGCGAAGGCACCGAAAUGUCAAUGUUCCGGGAUAGUAAGCAGCAUCUUGAAAGAUCGAACUGGCACUUGGUGCACGCGAUAUUCGAACGGUGUAGAGCUGACGAGGUGGCCUUGUGAGAAUGCACAAGAAUGGGAAGAGUUUUUCAAGAAAUAUCCUCAUUUCAUUUAAUAUUGUGCGAAGGAGGGGGUGUGCUAUUUUACACAUAAAUAUCCAAUUUACAAUCAACUUUUCUUGAUUUAGAAUUAUAUAUUGUUAAUUUAUAAUACCUAUAUAAAAUUUUAAAUAAAAUUUUAAACAAAAUAUUAAA
Messenger RNA from Tribolium madens (black flour beetle), 646 nucleotides. RefSeq lists its product as uncharacterized. The record is from RefSeq and is a predicted model, not a curated record. Lineage: Eukaryota; Metazoa; Arthropoda; Insecta; Coleoptera; Tenebrionidae. The transcript is spliced from 2 exons. The coding region runs from base 181 to 507 and encodes 108 amino acids.